AUGUCGAGAACCACCACUCGAUCAAUUGCGAGCGCCGGCAGCGAGUCGAUCGGAAGUCCGCGGGCGCGAUCGACAUCGGCGCGCGGAGAGCGCUCCUCUUCGAAUCCGCCGUCUUUUUCCAUCGAUAUGAACCAUUACGAUACUGCCCUACCCCCUAUCAACUUCCACACUACACCCAUUAUACACCGCCGAACCGGGAGCACACUGAAAACUGUCAUGCGCAAGAUUUUCAAUAGGAAAAGACAGAGCCAGGUCGACGAUGUGGAAGAAAGUCCGCAUGAAGCAUACUACAAUUCUUCCCCGUCGAGGCGAUUGCCGCCAUUGGGGGAAUCAUUCCUGGCUGUUCCCACACCAUCAGAGUCCAAACGGAGUAGUCCACUCUCGGAGGAAAACCUGUCCCUCGCAGAAACACACUUGUCUCCGACUCGCUUGACUUCUCCAGGCUUUCCUGGCAUGCCACCGCGCCGACGACGUGCUACCCUCCCCAGCGUGAUAUUCUCCGAGGACGAGUCCCGGAUUGGGGUAGCAUCGAGUGUUGUUUCUGCCAUCUCCGAUCCUCAGGAAGAACGUCUUAUACCGGAGAGCCAACGCGAGCGCCGUAUGAUCCAGGCUCGAAGACGAUCAAGAAGCAUCAGCGCGAUUGGUGAUCUCGUAGAUGAACCACCAAUGUCUCACAAUUGGCCGACCCGCACAGCUUCAAUACCCAAUUCCGUUCCCGACUCAAGAUCCCCUCCUCACGAGGGAAGCUCUGCAAGUGAUCACUCUGGUCGUCCGUCCACGGGGACUACGGUGACGAGCGUGACUAGAGUGUCCGCUGCACCGUCCAUUCAGUCCGAUCACCAUGCAGACCUGAUAAGUCUACCACCCAAUGUGGGAAACUUGGUUCGGAGCAUGCAGCAAGACGAUGGCCUCACUGUGGAACAGCGUUUGAAUACGCUGGAAGUAAAGAUGAUCGACCUGGAAUUUGCCAUUGCACGAAUGCAGUCGAACUCAGUGGAACCUCAAUCCACAUCCCGUCGAAAACAAAGCCCAUCCACAGAAUCCUUCGCUCCCAAUGCGCGCAGCAGACCUUCUGGUCUUUCAAGUACACCUGAACGUGACGAAUCACCAAGUCCGUUGCCGUCUCUCCCCGUGCGCCCCACAAGCACCAGCACCAUUCGCCCCGAGACAAUGCACUCACGCACCCUUCGACCAGCCCCGUCUACCACAUCCUUAUCCGACUUCACAGGCGUGUCAAUUGAACAAUACAGCACCCUGGUGACGCUCCUCCGUCGCGAACAGACAGCCCGGCGGAACCUUGAAAGCCAAGUUUCCAACCUACGUGACGAUAUCCGCCAUAUCCAGCGGGCAGCAUUGCAGUCUAUGGAGAUGGGCCAAAUGUACCCAAUCCAUACAGUCGAUUCGCAUGAAUUUCUUCGCUUCCGACGCGCACUCGAUGAUUCCGAUUCCUCAUCCCCCAUCCGCAUCGCCGGCAGGGACGGUAGUGACUCAGACUGGGAUAAACCUGAAAGUUAUGACCCCUUUGGACCUCCCAAGUGGGAGCAGGGGAAGCGUAUUGUAACGGCGCCUAUGAUUUGA
This is a messenger RNA of Penicillium maclennaniae, 1578 nucleotides long. RefSeq lists its product as uncharacterized. The transcript has a single exon. Lineage: Eukaryota; Fungi; Ascomycota; Eurotiomycetes; Eurotiales; Aspergillaceae. The coding region runs from base 1 to 1578 and encodes 525 amino acids. The record is from RefSeq and is a predicted model, not a curated record.